AUGGUGAAGAAGAGAAAUAGACAAUUGUCUUGGAUGGUGAAGAAGAGAAAUAGACAAUUGUCUUGGAUGGUGAAGAAGAGAAAUAGACAAUUGUCUUGGAUGGUGAAGAGAAAUAGACAAUUGUCUUGGAUGGUGAAGAAGAGAAAUAGACAAUUGUCUUGGAUGGUGAAGAAGAGAAAUAGACAAUUGUCUUGGAUGGUGAAGAGAAAUAGACAAUUGUCUUGGAUGGUGAAGAAGAGAAAUAGACAAUUGUCUUGGAUGGUGAAGAGAAAUAGACAAUUGUCUAAGAUGGUGAAGAAGAGAAAUAGACAAUUGUCUUGGAUGGUGAAGAGAAAUAGACAAUUGUCUUGGAUGGUGAAGAAGAGAAAUAGACAAUUGUCUUGGAUGGUGAAGAGAAAUAGACAAUUGUCUUGGAUGGUGAAGAGAAAUAUACAAUUGUCUUGGAUGGUGAAGAAGAGAAAUAGACAAUUGUCUUGGAUGGUGAAGAAGAGAAAUAGACAAUUGUCUUGGAUGGUGAAGAGAAAUAGACAAUUGUCUUGGAUGGUGAAGAAGAGAAAUAGACAAUUGUCUUGGAUGGUGAAGAGAAAUAGACAAUUGUCUAAGAUGGUGAAGAAGAGAAAUAGACAAUUGUCUUGGAUGGUGAAGAGAAAUAGACAAUUGUCUUGGAUGGUGAAGAGAAAUAGACAAUUGUCUUGGAUGGUGAAGAGAAAUAGACAAUUGUCUUGGAUGGUGAAGAGAAAUAGACAAUUGUCUUGGAUGGUGAAGAGAAAUAGACAAUUGUCUUGGAUGGUGAAGAGAAAUAGACAAUUGUCUUGGAUGGUGAAGAGAAAUAGACAAUUGUCUUGGAUGGUGAAGAAGAGAAAUAGACAAUUGUCUUGGAUGGUGAAGAAGAGAAAUAGACAAUUGUCUUGGAUGGUGAAGAGAAAUAGACAAUUGUCUUGGAUGGUGAAGAAGAGAAAUAGACAAUUGUCUUGGAUGGUGAAGAGAAAUAGACAAUUGUCUAAGAUGGUGAAGAAGAGAAAUAGACAAUUGUCUUGGAUGGUGAAGAGAAAUAGACAAUUGUCUUGGAUGGUGAAGAGAAAUAGACAAUUGUCUUAG
Messenger RNA from Procambarus clarkii (red swamp crayfish), 1098 nucleotides. RefSeq names its product trichoplein keratin filament-binding protein-like. NCBI's taxonomy places the organism in Eukaryota, Metazoa, Arthropoda, Malacostraca, Decapoda, Cambaridae. The record is from RefSeq and is a predicted model, not a curated record.